Messenger RNA from Styela clava, 1773 nucleotides. RefSeq lists its product as uncharacterized. NCBI's taxonomy places the organism in Eukaryota, Metazoa, Chordata, Ascidiacea, Stolidobranchia, Styelidae. Gene Ontology annotation, cellular component: membrane. The record is from RefSeq and is a predicted model, not a curated record.
UAUUUUUUAUCUUGAUAGAACCAAACUUCUGCUAAAAUACUGAUUUGCCGCUACAGAGAUGGCGCGAGUUAUAUUCACAGCUAUUGCCUUAUUUGUUGGGAUAUGCUUUGUGAGUGCGAAAAAAAAAGGUCCUCCUCUGGCAGCGUGUAAAAGCAUGACGCCGAGUCAUGCCGGAGUGAAGCCGGGGGCUAAGAAACCUUACCAUGUUAUACCUGCUUGUUAUGUAUUUGAGGAGAAUGAAAUCAUGCAAAUGAGACUGAAAAACGUCAGAUUAGGAGGUGGACCAUAUAAAGGAAUGUUUAUGCAGGUCAGAAAAGAAGAAAAUAUCAAAAAAACAGACACAGUUGGUGAAUUUAUUGUCAACGAUCAACCUGGCGAGAGUCAAAAUCCAGCAGAUAACUUCCAGCCAAUGAAAUGCUUUGGUAUAGACAAUUCCGCCGUCUCUCAUAAAAAUCCAUCACUGAAAAUAGCUGAAUCCACGUUUGUCACAUGGAAAGGACCAGCAACAUGCAAACAAAACGAAAUAUUUUACAUCAGAGCUACGGUGGUCAAAUUAUUCCACGAAUUCCAGACUGAUAUCGUCGUUCCUAUAAUAUGCAAUGCAAAUAGAUCUGAUGUAGAUGUUAUGGAGAAAAUCCGACCAAUCCAUCAUGCACUCUAUUGUAGUACACCACCACGCGGUUCUUGGGCCAUUAUUCCUGAAUAUUCCAGUGAGUCAUUUGAAAGCGAGACGUUGCCAAUGGGUGGCUGGAGCCAUAUGUUCAGUGAUCCUGCACACCAAUUCAAAAGAAUUAUGGGACCCACACCAACUGAAGGCACCGGUGCAUCGGAAGCUCAGGACGGAGAUUAUUACCUGUACUUCGAAGCCUCCGGUACUCGUAAAUUUGAUUCGGCUGGUCUUGUAAGUCCCCAUGGCCUUGUGGGAUGCUUCUGUCUUUCGUUGUGGUGUCACAUGGAUACCGACAAACGAACGCAAUUCCGAAUUAGUGUACUCGGAGACGAACCCAGGACUCUUUCCGAUAUCGUACUUGUAAAUCCAAAGUGGAGUCGAGUGACCUUUGACUUUCAACAAGUUACUCCCGCUACGAUUGUUAUCCAAGUGUUCAGCAGCGGAGGUGAAAAGGGAGAUAUCGGAAUUGACAACUUGCGCAUUCAACCUGGAAAAUGCUCAUAAUUCACACGAUUUUCUGUAUAGUGUAGACGUCAUGUUUUGCCAUAUAUACUUAUCAGCCAUAAUUUGCUUAAACUUUUUGACAUACUUGAAAUUGAGACUUAUGUUAAAUUUUGCUGUUCGAAAUCCUUUUUCUGUAACAAAUACAUCUUUCACCUGCAUCUUGUGAUAAUUCAUCAAUUAUAGUAAAAUAUACAAUUCCCCUAAUUCACAAUUUCUUUAUAGUCCAUUUAUUUUAACGAAUUAUAUUGAUUGCAAUUUCGAAUUUCACCAAGAAUAUGCCAUCAUUUUCGAUGUAAAAACUCCCUUCUAUUCUUAUAUUUUAUGAUUUUGCAAUUUUAAAUCUGCAAUAUCGCGUUAACAUUACUGAUACGAAAUAUAUAACAGAUAUGUCGAAUAUAUUGAUAUAAAACUUGAUUGGAAUAUUCAAUAAAUUUUAAUAAGUGUCGAUAAAAAUUGAUAUAUAUUGUAUAUUAGGAUAAAGAAAUUUUAUAAAAUUGAAAAAUGUUGAUUCAUCGCAAGACGUAAAUGUUUUGUAUUGUAAAAAUUUUAUGUAAGAGGUACCAGUUUCGUUACGACCAAAUAAAACUUCAAAUACAGUG